Naumovozyma dairenensis CBS 421 is the source of this 642-nucleotide messenger RNA. RefSeq names its product signal peptidase complex subunit SPC3 (gene SPC3). NCBI's taxonomy places the organism in Eukaryota, Fungi, Ascomycota, Saccharomycetes, Saccharomycetales, Saccharomycetaceae. The transcript has a single exon. The record is from RefSeq and is a predicted model, not a curated record. Gene Ontology annotation, biological process: protein targeting to ER. Gene Ontology annotation, cellular component: membrane; signal peptidase complex. The coding region runs from base 1 to 642 and encodes 213 amino acids.
AUGUUUUCUCUAUCUCAACGUUUUCAAGUGGUCACUAAUCAGGCAGUUACCGUCGGUAUUUUCAUUGUUGCAUUCAUUGUAGGGUCAUCAUGGUUUCAUCUAUAUCAAAAUGAUGUUUUCAAUUCAGCAAAAUCAACAAUUUCUAAUAUAAAACCAUCCAUAAACAUUAGAACAAGCAGAUAUUAUGGAUCUACUAAUGGUAAGGCUAAGGAAAACUUAAAAGUUUCCUUCGAUUUAAGUACUGAUUUAUCGCCAUUGUUUAAUUGGAACACAAAACAAGUUUUUGUUUACUUGACAGCUUCAUAUAAUGGUUCCUCCACUGUUAAUGAAGUUACCUUUUGGGACAAGAUUAUUGAGGACAAGAAUGAUGCCGUUUUGGAACUAAAUAAUGAAAAAUCUAAAUACGCUGUUUGGGAUCUAGAAAAUGGUUUCUCUGGUAAGGAAUUACAAUUUAAUUUACAUUGGAAUAUUCAACCUUGGGUUGGUGGUUUGCUUUAUGGUCAAACUAACGGAAUUUAUCAUGUUAUAAUACCUGAAAAGGAGAAAAAGCCAGAAAACUCUAGCGGAGAGGAACAAGAAAAUGAUUCUUCAGUUGCAAAAAAGAAACUUAAGAGAGCAAGAAAGCAACAAAAGGCAAACUAA